AUGUAAUAAAGGGCUCGCUCACUAAUUGCUAGACAAUAUUACAAAAAUAAAUACGGUCCAUAAUUGAUUGAGGAUGACAAUGUAUUAGAUGUUCAAAUAGGAGAUGAUAAUACGUAUAUUGCAAUUUCAUCAUAUCAUUUAGAUUACAAGCUAGACAAGGUUUAGUAAUCACUAUUAACUCAGAUGAUGAAGGACCUAAAUAGAAACCUUCAUUGCCCAACUUUUCAGAGACAGUUGUCAAAAAAUAAGAAUGUGCAUUGUAAAAAUUUGAAGACAGAAACAGUACAUCACAAUUAUAACUCACUUUGCAAUAGCAAUUAUAAACACAAACUGAUGUUUACAAAUAGCAAUAACAUUAAGUUACUAAUACUCUUGAUAGUAUGUCACAAUUACAAAAGUCACUUUCAUAAAUUAAAAUCUAAUAACCUUAGCCACCUUAGAAUGUUAACAAUCAAUAAUAAUAAAAUUAAUAAUUGAAAUAACAAUAGAUUAGAUAACCUAUUACUAAAGGAAUUGGAGAUUAAAAUCAAAAAAAUAAUGAGAAACCAAAGUAAAGAGUCAUCUCUAUUCCUGAUAAUAUUUAAACAAAAAUGAAUAUAGAAUCUGAUGAAGAAGAGGUGCAAAUGAAUAAAAUGCCCAGAAAAUAAGUGAGACCUAAUGAAGAUGAAACUUUACCCUAAAUUCAUUUCAAAAAAAAACCAGAUGUUUUUUCAUAAUUAAAAUAGAAGGUAUAUAUUAUAUUUAUUAAUCGAUAGAUCACACAACCAUUAAAUGAGAAUACAGCUUUACAAAUCUAAUAUAAAUACAAAUAAAGAGAUGAGUAUUCUCCAGAUGUGGAACCAACUUAAAAUGUUGCACCUGUGUCUUAUUAGGAUUUUAUUGCCAUGAAGAAUAGAGAGAUUAAUGCUGCUAAAUAAAGAAAAUAAGAUGAAGAAUAUAGAAAGUAAUUGUUACAAUAAAAGAAAUAAGAAAAAGUAGCUCCUGAAAAAAUAAGAGAAGGGGAGACUCUUCAAUAAUAUUAAUAGAGAAUGAUAGAAUAUUUACAUAAAUAGAAUAAAUACAAGAAUAAGAAGAAGUACAAGAGAGGAACUGAUUUGGAUAAUAAGAAAACAGCUGAAGAAAAAUAAAAGAUCAGCGAAUUAAUGAAAAUGAUUGAUCCAAAUUUCUAAUAAGAAGAUAUUGAAGAUAAACCAAUCAAACCAGAUCUAUUAAAUUAUGAUGUCUUACUUAAAAAUGGUUUAGUCUUGAAAUAAGCAUUUGUUAAACCACCAGAACCUGAUAUCAAUCCUAUGUUAAAUGUUUAUAAAAGAGGUAGAUAUGCAACAGAAUUCAUUUUCAGUGGUGGUAUUGAUUUGGAUGAUGGACCUUAUGGGUAAUAAUCUAGAAAGAAACCUAAGAAAUUACCAUUCCCUAAACAUAGAUUAAGUUUAUCUCCUUGGGAAUACUAUGGUGUAGGACCUGAAGAAUAUUUUGCAACCAGAAAUCCUAAUUUUGAAUUCAAAUAGAAAUAUGUUCCUGUUAAGGAUUAUUAUAAUGAAAUGCCAAGACCUAAAUAAAAUCCUAAAUAUUUUAGUUAUGAUGUAGAUUAAUUAUUGGCUAAACGAUAUUAAACCAUUCAUGAAGAAUAUCAAUACUAAACUUCAUUUAUUGGUUAUAAAUAAAGACAUUGGACACCUGCAUCUCAUUUGAAGGCUGUUUGUCCUAGUUUAGUAUUAGAAUAUGAGAAAUAUGAAAGAGAUAGAUUAUUUUGUUAUAUUGUUUGUGCAAAGGUAUCUAAAUAUUAACUAAUUGAAACAGUUGGUAUUUUAACUUCGAAAUAUACUAAAAAUAAAAUAGAAAAUUUAGUUAUGACAUAUUGGAAGGGAGAUUCCAAAGGAGAAAAAAAAACUAUUUCAAAUUUAGAGAAAUAAAUUCCUUAAGAGUAAAUGAAAUAAACUGAUGAGAUGGAAUUAUUUAGAGAUGAUGAGGAAGAAGAGAAUGAAAAGAAAAAAAAAAUAAGUAAAGAACAAAGACAUUUAGAAGAUGAAUGGGAUCCUAAUAAAGAUGAAGCUACAGAAAGAGGAAAAAGGAAUAAAUUGAGAAAAGAAAAGUUUUAAAGAAUAGCAGAAGAAUUAAAAUUAAAAUAAUAAAUUUAACCAGAAAAAAUUAAAAAGAAAUCAAAAAAAGAUAUUGAAGGAGAUAUUAUGGAAGUAGAAAAUUAAACAAAAGAUGAAAAUUAACCAUCUUAAUCUAAGAAGGAAUAAAAAAAAUAAAAGAGAAGUAAAAAAAAGAAAUAAGAAUAAUCUAAAUAAGUAGUAGAAUAGGAAGCAAAUCAAUUUGAAUAAUAAUUUUAAUAAGAAUAAUAAAAUAAUAAUGAAGUAUAAUCUAAAUAAGAAAGUGAGGAAUAAGUAUUUUAUGACAAUGAAGAUCUAGUUUUCAAAGCCAAAAUGAUUGAAUUCAAUUAAAAGAGAUUCAAUUUCACAGGCACUGAUGUUGAUCUAUAAGAAAGCAUGAAAUUAGUUUUUCCAAACAAUCAACAAUAAAAAUUGGAUUCCGAAAGAUAUAAAUAAUUUAUGCAGAAAUGA
Messenger RNA from Paramecium pentaurelia, 2564 nucleotides. Lineage: Eukaryota; Ciliophora; Oligohymenophorea; Peniculida; Parameciidae. The record is from the annotation of a GenBank genome assembly.